AUGGACGACCCCGUCCCACCAAUUCUUCCCAGUGGGCGGAUACCCGAUACAUUCAACAGUGCAACACCACUGUUCGAAGAAGAAGCUUUCCUAUCACCUGGGACAUUUUCAAGCGCCGACGAAUACGCUGCUAACCCACGGUUCCUGGAACUCCAAGAAGAGUUACGCUGCGUCCUCUUCUCCGCAGUCGCAAGUCUUGAACCAAGCUCAUAUACAUCACCCGCACCAACAGAUCCACUAGACGGCCCCGGGCCACGCGCAUCACACCAAAGUCUAGACUUCACCCGAGUUUCCAUACCGAAGAUCCGAUUAAUAUACUACCUCAAAAACUGGAUCACGGAAUGCGCCCCAUACCUGGAUAAAUUCGACGAGGCCCGGCAUUUCGGGGUCCACAUCCCUAUCCUAGCGCAACGAUCUCCGACAUUAUUCUAUGCUAUUCUAGCUUUCUCAGCCCGGCAAACCGAGCGCAAAGCAUGUCUCGAUAAAGCCUACGACAGCCUGGAACUCUACCAGGAAUCUAUCCGCCUCUUAGGACCAUGCCUCCAGGCGAAAGAUCCGAAUGUCCUCGUGACAGUCUGCAUCCUCGCAGUAAUGGAGCUAAUGUCCGUUAGCCCACGCGACUGGCGUCGACACGUCGAAGGCUGUGCCGCAUUAUUCGACUCAUUCAAUGUAAAUGGCCUAUCAGGAGGCCAUUUACAAGCUGUAUUCUGGUGCUACGCGCGUAUGGAGUUGUGCGGAGCGAUAAUCUCGAACGGGGCCGAAAGCACAGUUCUAGCACUUGAGAAGUGGGUUCCAGCGAUGCCUGAAACAUCAACACCAAAGGAGAGAGAAGAUAUGAUCCGUGAUCUAUUCUGCGCAAAGGGUCGCAUCAGUCCCGACAUGCACGCCAACUGGGCAGUUUACCUCUGCGCCAAGACCUGUGACCUUGCAUGUCGACAAACCAGACACAUAGAACUAGGUGAGAUAGUCUCCGACUCGCGCCCAUUUACCGAGCAAUGGACUUCUCUCUGGGAGGAACUGCAAUACUGGCUCGAAACACGACCUCCAGCCAUGCUACCCAUCAAAACCACGGGAAUAGGAGGCGGACAGAUAUUCCCUGAGAUUUUAUUUGCGCAUUGGGCCGCUAUCUCGGGGAACCAGUUAUAUCAUGCAUCUUGUAUCAUGAUGCUUGAUAUGAGGCCGACAGAAAGCGUGCUACCGCCGGGUAAACCGCAUUUCUCGGCGAUUUGGCAUGCGAGGAGGGUGUGUGGGAUCUCGUUGACGAAUCCGCAUAGUGGGAAUUUGAUCAAUGCGAUUCAGCCAUUGUAUAUUGCAGGGAAGUUGCUCAGUCAUCAUAGUGAGCAUGUGGAGGUUGCGAAGUUGUUUAAGAUUGUUGAGGAGACGACGGGGUGGGGGGCGCUAUGGAGGUUGAAGGAUCUUGAGAGGGCUUGGGGAUAUGAGCCCGGGGAGAUACUGUCUGCGAUAUGA
This is a messenger RNA of Penicillium atrosanguineum, 1467 nucleotides long. Its product is annotated as putative C6 transcription factor. Gene Ontology annotation, molecular function: DNA-binding transcription factor activity; transcription cis-regulatory region binding. The transcript has a single exon. The coding region runs from base 1 to 1467 and encodes 488 amino acids. Gene Ontology annotation, cellular component: nucleus. The record is from RefSeq and is a predicted model, not a curated record. Lineage: Eukaryota; Fungi; Ascomycota; Eurotiomycetes; Eurotiales; Aspergillaceae. Gene Ontology annotation, biological process: positive regulation of transcription by RNA polymerase II.